GAAAAUAUGCAACGCAUCUGCACAGUGUCAAUGUGGCUGGUAGCGAGAGGCGUGGCAUGUAGUACAUGACAAGCGCCAAGAGGAGGACGAGGACGUGGAUGUGGCGAGCAAAUCGAUCAAACUACCAGUGCCAGUUCCACUCGACGCAAUCAGACCGAGGAUAAUGCAAAUAGUCGUAAACAACAGCAAUAACAACCACAAAAACAAUCAACACUUUGAGCACACAAAACCAACGGGCAAUCCCAAGCAACAUGGCGGAUGCGGACGAUAGCAACAGUGGCGAGGGCAGCGGCGGAGGCAGUGGUAGUGCCAGUGGCAGUGGCAGCCGGGAUGACUUGGAGUCACGUCGCGAUUCGCUGCAGCUGCUGACAAAGCUGGACAAGGCUGUCUCCACCAAUGAUGUAUUGCUGGACCUGCAGCGUGCUCUCACCUACGAGGCCGUCUUCAGCAGCCUCGUGGAGCACAAGAUGCAGGCGCUGAAACGUGACUAUGAGGAGCACAAGCGGGCCAAGCGUAAGAAGCGCAAAUCUAUUGGCCGCAUUCUGUUGCCACGAAAGCUCUUUGGCGCCCGUCGACCCAGCAAGGACGAGUCGGAGGAGGAGGACGAGGUAGUGCCGCCAACAAGUAAAUACCUCCGUCAUGCCAAGACUGCCCUGAGCCACUGCGAUGAUAUUGAGGUGGCGUCCGGUUCGCUGCCAGCAUAUCGCCAGCCUGUGGCGAGUGUGGAUCCAGCGCUGGAGGACAGCGUGGCCAGCACGCUGAGCAACUCGUCGGGUCGGCAGGGUGGGCAGACAACGCAUGCCAGGCACAGCCACAGUUUGCUGGUGCAGGCCCAGACUCAUACGCCGGCCCAGCUGCAGGCUCAGCGGGACAGCAGCUCCGACGAGGAUGGUCGCCAGCCCGAGACGAGACAUUCCAUGAGCACAACGACCAACGGCGAACCGGAGCCACACACUCCGGCUGCCUCCUGCUACGACAAUACCUCUCUGGCCACCGCCACAGCCACCGCCACUGCAACCGCCACUGCCACUGUGGUUGGUGGCACACGUGGCCAGCAUAGCUCCACAAUGGCGGACGACAGCCUCACGGCCUCAUUGCGCGGCAGCCUCGAGAGCCUCUCCUACUCCAGCUCUCGCUGCACGGUCAGCUUCGGCGGCGCUGAGAUCAUUGCCCUCGCCCACGGCGAUGCCGACACUCGGGAGCGAGCACGUUUGGCCAAGAGACUGCGAAUCCUGGAGGCCAAGUCUAUUAGCGCACAAUGUAGCCCCAUCUUUCCACGCAGUGUGGCACGUUCGAUACAGCUGCCAAUGCCACAGCAAGCGCGCAUCCACAUGAAUGUUCCCUCCAGCCUGGCCAGACAACAGCCACAUGUGGCGCUGGAAAUCGAAUCGCUGCCUGUGCCACAGACUUAUCCACAGCGCAAGCGUCUGUUACCCAAGCAGAUAUCCUGCACCGAAAGCUACUCGGGAGCGGGCAGCGAUUUCGAUGGUGCAGCUGCCUAUGCGCGAUACUUUUCGAGGCAAAACACCUCCGAGGAUAGUGCCAAUGUGACGGUUAGCACGGUGUUGGCCCAAAGCGAUUCACAGUCGUUGCACGCGCUGCCCAGCUAUGCAAAUACACCUACCGCUUCGGCGGGGAGGGAUCCGGAUAGGGUCAAGUCGCGGAGCACGGGACUGCUCGCCGUUCGACCCACGCCUCCCACGCCAGAGGCGAUAGUAAUUCCUAUGGAGGAGGAGGAUGCGCCGCCGUUGCCUGUCCAGCUGGUGGAGAAGCUUCAUCGCAUGACCUCAACCUCAACGGGUUCCAGUUUGGCGCCCACGGGCUGCUGCACUGCAGCAAAGUCGGCAACAACUCGCGCCAAGGAGAAACAAAUUCAGAGCUUUAAACCAACGCUGCCAAUGCCCGGAUCUAUGGCAGCUCCAAGCACCGGGAGUGAUGAUGAGUACCGACGUCGCAAGCGGAAGUACAAACGGCAUCAUCGCUGUUCAGACCCCGCGCUGGUUUAUCCUACGCCCAACGGACUGCAGCACUGUGUCCAUGUGCUUGGCGUGGCACCCAAUGUCCAACCCAUACAAUGCCCCUAUGCCGAGGACUCGCCCUGCGACCUGCAGUUGGACAUGGACAUGGACACUGAUGCCGAUAAAAUCGACGACCUUGAACACAUGGUGCCUGGCGGCGGUCAUCAGCGACAUCGCAGAAAGCAUCGGCAUCGCCACAAAAAACGUCACCGACAUAAAAAACCCAAGAUUCUUGUACAGGAUUUGGACACAGAAGUGGUUAAGGUGAUCGAUCCACACGAUCUCUCGCAGCGUGCACGCUGGACAAUUAUUGCAACUGCCUGCCUCCUGUUGCUGAUGUGCCUCAUGCUAAUUGGGGUGACACUACGGAUGGCACCCAUUAUUGAUGAUAUGGUACGCCAGGAGAACGAGCGCAGCAUUCGAGAGAAUUUGGAGAGGACGCUGAUGAUGAAGAACAUGACGGAACUGAACCUGCAACGCCAGCAGCAACUACUGAACCAGGCACUGCAACAACACUAGCAGGACAUACAAUGAAAGCCAAUGAAUAUGUAUGCGUGGGAAUGGAGCACAGGAAGAGGAUACGAAGAUGUGGCAGCAACAGUCCUUGUUACGGCUCAUCGAAUAGCCGGAGAACUGCUGAGAACUCUAUGUAAAAUCCCCCACAAAAGAUAUGCGCACAAAAAAACCACUUUGUUAACUACAAUUCAAAUGAAGAAACAGGCACUCUGAAGUGCACAGAGCGGGCAGGAAAAGGACCCUGAAAGAUUUACGAGUAAACUAAGUACAUAAGAAAAGCAAAAUAGAAAAUAUUAUUAAAUAUAUAAAAUAAUAUUGAUAUAAGCACACAACGAGUGUUUAGCAGAUUGUUAGUCAAGUUAUAACAAAACAAACAAAUCAAAAGUGAUCCAGUUUAGGCCUCAGUUGUGGGCAAUAUGUUAUUUAUAAAGUUGGUUUGAUGCAUUGUAAAUGUAUUUAUUGUCUCGUAUGCUAAAUGUAAUUUACUUGUUACGAUCUGUUUCUAAAUCCAGAUCUAGAUCGAGAUCUGUAUGUAGCUGUCGUUGUCGUUGUCAACACGCGCUACUUGCAACAUUUUUGUACAGUAUUCGAAUGAGUACUCAUUCUCAAUUCAAUACACUCACACAAUUGGUAAAUAAAGGUUUCGCCAUUUCAGUCAGUUUGUUCAUUGGUUUCACUUCAUUUUUUCCAUUAUCCGCAUAAUACAAGUCUCAUAGUAUUUUUUCAAAAUUUCCCCUUCACUCCCCCACAUAACUGGUGCGUAGCGCGUUUGGCAGCAAAAAACAUAGUUGGUCAAUAGUUAUGUAUAUCUGAAACAAAGUUGUUAACUGAAAGUAUUCGUAAGUAAACGUUAAAAGAAGAAAAAGUUUUUGCAAGUGUAAGUAAACGG
Drosophila innubila is the source of this 3423-nucleotide messenger RNA. RefSeq names its product pneumococcal serine-rich repeat protein. The coding region runs from base 252 to 2537 and encodes 761 amino acids. The transcript has 8 exons. The record is from RefSeq and is a predicted model, not a curated record. Lineage: Eukaryota; Metazoa; Arthropoda; Insecta; Diptera; Drosophilidae.